AUGGACGAUGAAUGUAACACCGUUUUGUAUGAUAUGGUAGAUUGUGUACCUUAUUUGAGUGUUGGAGGCAAGAAUACACUUGAUCCCUCAUGUUGUGGUGGAUUCAGAAGUGUUGUGGCGGUUAAUCCCAUGUGUAUAUGUGAAGGACUCGAGAACAGUGCAAAACUGGGGAUCGAGUUGAAUAUGACUAGGGCUGCCCUUCUGCCAUCUGCUUGUGGGAUUGUUGUUCCUCCCAUCAGCAACUGUCACAUCUCUUUGCCUCCUUCAAGUCAAGGAGCAGUUGGUUCUCCAAACUCAUCACCGCCGCAGCACCCUCCAUCAGCAAAGACCCCAAUCUCACCAAUUCACAAAAUGGUUCCAGCUCCAGGCCCAUCAAAAUCCGGAGGAUAUUCAAUAUCUAUGUCUUUCUUGGUUCUCAUGAGCUCGCUUCCUGUUUCAAUCUCUGUUAUCUUAGCAUAG
Manihot esculenta (cassava) is the source of this 459-nucleotide messenger RNA. Its product is annotated as non-specific lipid transfer protein GPI-anchored 4-like. The transcript has 3 exons. Gene Ontology annotation, biological process: lipid transport. Lineage: Eukaryota; Viridiplantae; Streptophyta; Magnoliopsida; Malpighiales; Euphorbiaceae. Gene Ontology annotation, molecular function: lipid binding. The record is from RefSeq and is a predicted model, not a curated record. Bases 1 to 459 code for a protein of 152 amino acids.